GGGUGGUAGUGCGCAGGCGCACAGUGGAGCGUGGUCGGGCCGCGGGAGGGAGGUAGCUGCCGGGGUGUGGGGCUGGCAUUCCCAUGAGCAGGCGCUGCCCGGCGGCCGCGGCCUCGCUGCUGCGGGGGCUUGUCGGCCCCGCUGUUCUCUGCCUGGGCAAGAGCAUGAGUCUCUGCGGGGUGCCGGCCGCCUGCGCUGCGGGGCCUGCGGGUGCUGGUGGUGGUGGUGGCGGCGGCAGCAGCAGCGGCGCGGGGUUCUCCUCAGCGCGGCUGAGCCCGCCGUGGCUGCGGCUGCCUGAGGUGCCGGGCGCGGAGCCGCACCGGGCUAACGAGUUGCUGUUGCUGCUGCCGCUGGCCCCGCGCGGCCCGGCCCCGCCGCAACAGCAUCAUGUUGUCUACUUCCCGGGAGACGUGCAGAACUAUCAUGACGUCAUGUCUUGCCACCCAGAAAACUGUCAGUGGGACCACUGGAGUUUUGAAAACAUUGCGACCAUACUUGCUCGCCGGUUCCCUAAUAGCUUCAUUUGGGUUGUAAAAUGUUCUCGAAUGCAUCUGCACAAAUUCAGUUGUUAUGACAACUUCGUGGUGAGCAACAUGUUUGGAGCACCAGAGCACAGCACAGACUUUGGAGCUUUCAAGCAUCUCCAUGCAUUGCUAGUUAAUGCAUUCAGACUCUCUCAGAAUAUUCUGCUGUCCCAGAAAAGCAUGCAUGGUGUCAGCAAGGAUGCAAAAAUAGCUGCUUGUAAAUCACAGCCGCAGUCUGUUCCUACAACAAAUGGUGCCUCAUCCACAGAAAGAGAGAGAGAUUGUGAAUGCUCUAAUAAUUCCACUGUGAACUUCAUUGUACCAUCUGCUGUAGGUGCAGCGUCGUUUACUUUGAUUGGCUUCAGUAAAGGUUGUGUGGUUUUGAACCAGCUACUUUAUGAGCUGAAGGAAGCUAAAAAAGACAAGAAUACAGAUGCCUUCGUAAAAAACAUAAAAGCAAUUUACUGGCUGGAUGGUGGUCACUCGGGAGGAAGCAAUACUUGGGUUACUUACCCUGAAGUGCUGAAAGAACUUGCGGAGACAGGAGUUGAAGUUCAUGCUCAUGUUACGCCAUACCAAGUGUUUGACACAAUGAGGUCAUGGAUUGGGAGAGAGCAUGAGAAAUUUGUACAGAUACUUGAAGGAUUUGGUGUAGAAGUAAACGAUCAACUACAUUUUGCUGAUGAUGCUCCCUCCUUAGAUAACCAUUUCAGAGUUCAUGAAGUAUUUUGAAACUUUAUGUAUCUAAAUAGUGUAUUCAUUGUAAAAGCACUUUUAACAUUGUAAAUGUUUUCACCUAGAUUUGCAACUUUGUGCAGAUGCUGUCUGAAGAGAAUGUUAGAUCAGUCCUGUGUUGCUGAUAGAUACUGUAUAUACAUUUCAGUAGUUUAAAAGGGAGGUUGGGACCCCAUAUCUACAACAGAUGUUGUCACUUAUUCCUAGAAAAAAAUGUUAUGAAGAACUAUCCUAUGCAUGGUUGGUUUUUUUUUUUUGUUUUUUUUUGUUAAAUGUGAACAUUUAUUCUAAAGCUAUUGGCAAAAUUUUUAGUCUUGGAUAUCUACUGUCAUAUACUGCCUUUAAUGGUAGUUUGAAGUACUCAAGAGACAUUCAAAUGUCAGGAUACUUCAGUUUAGUAUUAGUAGGGUUAAAAGCUUUGCUCUUUGUCAUUAACAAAUGUGAGGUUAGGUUUUUGGCUUAAGGAAAACUAUAAUUGUUAGAGCUUGUUAGAAUCUUAGUUAUAUACUUUGGUGAACACUUAUAAUUAGUUAAUUAAAUCUUCCAGUUUUGUAACAUUUCUCCUAACUGAAACAAAGUCACAAAUAUUUACCUUUGGAAUAAUAGUGCCAAUCCGUUUUAAUUCCUUAUGCGUGCCUUCCCUUUUUUGUUGCUAUAAAACUCCAUUAAUUCAUUGUAUUUAUGUUCUAGUGAUAGCCAUGUCACCUGGAGGCUUGAAAAUUUUGACAUAGCUAUGUUAAGUGACCAAGAAUGCUGAUGAGUGUGUGGCUUAUUGCUGUUUCAACAUACCUUGCUAUUGCUUUGACUAACUUCUCAAAGGACCAGCAGUAAUAUCUGUAUUUUCAUGUCAAGAGGUGUCCAUAUCCCUGUAUUGGACUGAUGAGGUUUUCCUUGUUAACUGUUGCAUUGAUGUUGAUCUAAAUCAAGCUGUAAGAAUUUCACAUAUUGCAAGUUGCAUAAAAAAAAAAUUUAGACUGUUGACUGUAGCUGUUUCACAAUGCCUUGGGGAUUUGAACUAUUAUCUCCUUUAAAUGUACUGCAUUGGUUGCUUCUAGAGCCACACAAGAAUCUGUUUUCAGAGCCUAAUUUUCAUACAGGAAAAAAAUAAACCUCUAAUUAAACACAAAGCUGGACUAAUCAGAUACAAAAGAUGCAGUCUAUUUCAGGCCCCAAACCUGCAUGUUCUUUAGAAAGAAGUACUGAAAGAUGAACAAAUAAACUUUUCUACUGUUUUUAAGUAACUUUCCAGUUAUCUACAAAUAAAUUUUAUAGUAACUCUUAAAGACAGCUGCAGCUAUUAACAGUGAACAGCUUAAAAUGGUUUUGGAUAUGCUGAAAGUGUAGGAAUACAAAACACCGUGAAGAUUACAUAAACUAUUGUGGUUCAGUUACAAAAAAAAGGCAUUUUAUUCACUGCUCCUAUGUUUGAUGGCUUAGCAACCUCUUCCCCUGCUUCUUGCUUUCUGUGACUCUUACACUGUGGGAGGAAAGUCCCGGGUCAUUUUUCUGCUAUUGGCAUCAUUAAAAUUUACAAGGUUCCCUGGAGACAGUGUUUUCACAACUCUUGCAGAGGUUUCAUGCCUCUCUGUUCUGUAUAGGAAAUAUGAGUCACCUAACUAAGUGUUUUUAAUGGGAAGCUUACAAAUAGCUUGGAAUAUUUGUAAUUAUCUACUCAUAAAAUAAACUUAAAAAAAAAUAGCAACAAAACCACAGAACACACCACUGAUCUAGCUGCCCUCUCAAACUGACCAGACUAACUUGGGUAUGCUAAAACUUGCCCUGUCCAAUAACAGUGCAGAUCAUAGACCAGUUUCUAAACAGUUCUGUGCCAGCCAAAACAGCAGGAGCAGGCUGGUGCAAGCUUUUGGAAUCAGCUAUUAAAAUAUUGACAUUGUCUUCAGAAGUUUCUGGAUGUCUGCCCUAUGAAAAUAUUAACCUGUUUGAUGGAGGCUGCUUACAAUAACUGCUAAAUAAGUUCAAGUGGUGUCGUAUUAAUUUGAAGAAUAAGCACUUUGUUGUGAACCUAAUCUUGUUAUGAGAUCUCAUGUUGUGGAGGAAAGACUGAUCGGUUGUUUUUCAUUCUCUAAACAGUGGUAGUACUCUGUUGGAAUGUGCCUCUGUCAUUCACUACAAAGCAUGCUAAUAAUAACUUUUGCAAACAAUGUAGAAAAUAAACUACUUCUGAUGGGUGAAACCAC
Messenger RNA from Neopsephotus bourkii (Bourke's parrot), 3457 nucleotides. RefSeq names its product chromosome unknown C2orf69 homolog (gene CUNH2orf69). The coding region runs from base 84 to 1256 and encodes 390 amino acids. Lineage: Eukaryota; Metazoa; Chordata; Aves; Psittaciformes; Psittacidae. Gene Ontology annotation, cellular component: mitochondrion. The transcript has 2 exons. The record is from RefSeq and is a predicted model, not a curated record.